CAUUGGUGAAUAGUCAGCAUGGAAAAUAGAUACUUUGGGCAGACUGACAUGUAAGGAGCUAACCCCCAAGAUAAAAGCAAACCCAUCCUACAGUGAAUUUACCCAACAACCAAACACUGCCUGAACAUUCAAAUUUGAGGUUCUUGAGGAGUUUCCUAUUCCCCUUCCUUCAGCACAUCUCCCACAGAAACAUCGGCCCCCUUCGGUAGUUGGCAACAACGUACCUUGUUCACCAACCCUCAAGGUCACGCUGCCUCGCAUCACCCCUCGAGGCCCACAACAACCGAUCAACUCACACACCAUGCUCUUCAACACCACUAGCGACAGUCUAGCCAUCGCGGCCCUUUUCGCCCUGGCUCUAGCAACCCCCCUCGCGCCCACCUCCAAAUUCCUAACCGCCCCCUUCGCCCCGGGCUGCCAACCUUAUGACAAGUGCGGCACCACCACGCCCCAGGUCGUCACCGACUCGAGUCUCGCCUCCCCCAACGCCGACGACUGUCUCCAGAUUGCGACGUGGGCCAACAGCAACAACGGCAUAUGGGACCUGGGCACGGGCGGGAACGACGAGUGGACGACGCUGAAUAUCCAGGGUAGCUGUGCGGUGGCGGUGGAUAACAAGGCAAGGACGAACGUGGGGAAUGUCGAUGUGCAUGAUUUGGUCAUGGAUUCUUUCCAUUUGGCUGGGACGAGGGGUGGGGGUAUGGAGUAUAAGGGAAACUUUGCGUGUCAGGGGGAGGUGACUGUGGAUUGGUGGUUGAGGAUCUCGGAGGGGAUGUGAAGGGGAGGGAUAAUAGACCUAAGCUCUAAUACACCCGGGUCGUCUAGCUGGAGGCGCUGCCUGGGAUUAGAGCCGUUGACCA
Molecule: messenger RNA, 860 nt
Organism: Pseudomassariella vexata
Lineage: Eukaryota; Fungi; Ascomycota; Sordariomycetes; Amphisphaeriales; Pseudomassariaceae
Exons: 1
Coding region: 302-778 (158 amino acids)
Source: RefSeq, a predicted model, not a curated record